Dromiciops gliroides (monito del monte) is the source of this 939-nucleotide messenger RNA. RefSeq names its product olfactory receptor 5M9. NCBI's taxonomy places the organism in Eukaryota, Metazoa, Chordata, Mammalia, Microbiotheria, Microbiotheriidae. Gene Ontology annotation, molecular function: G protein-coupled receptor activity; odorant binding; olfactory receptor activity. Gene Ontology annotation, biological process: G protein-coupled receptor signaling pathway; sensory perception of smell. The record is from RefSeq and is a predicted model, not a curated record. The transcript has a single exon. The coding region runs from base 1 to 939 and encodes 312 amino acids. Gene Ontology annotation, cellular component: membrane.
AUGCCAAGCCCAAACUACACAGAUGUGACUGAAUUCAUCCUUUUAGGCCUAACUAGUCGGCAGGAACUUCAGGUCCUCUUUUUUGUGAUAUUCUUAAUUGUGUAUGUUAUCACUCUGGUGGGAAAUCUUGGCAUGAUCUUACUAAUCAGUGUCAGUCCCCAGCUCCAGAGUCCCAUGUACUUCUUUCUUAGUCAUUUAUCUUUUGUGGAUGUGUGGUUCUCCUCCAAUGUCACCCCAAAGAUGCUGGAAAACUUAUUAUCCAAGACCAAAACCAUUUCCUAUGUUGGGUGCUUAAUACAGUGUUAUUUUUUUAUUGCUCUUGUCCAUGUGGAGGUCUAUAUCUUGGCUGUCAUGGCCUUUGAUCGAUUUAUGGCCAUCUGUAACCCUCUGCUUUAUGGGAGUAAAAUGUCAAGGACAGUUUGUAUUCGGUUAAUCUCAGUACCCUAUGUUUAUGGCUUCUCUGUAAGCCUCAUUUGUACCUUGUGGACCUAUGGAUUGUACUUCUGUGGAAACUUUGAAAUCAACCACUUCUAUUGUGCAGAUCCACCGCUCAUCAAGAUAGCCUGUGGAGGCAUCCACAUCAAGGAAUAUACCAUGAUCGUCAUUGCAGGAAUUAACUUCACAUAUUCUCUGUCUGUGGUGCUGAUCUCUUAUACAUUCAUUGUUGUGGCUAUCCUUCGCAUGCGCUCUGCAGAGGGGAGAAAGAAGGCUUUCUCCACUUGUGGCUCUCACCUCACAGCUGUUACUAUGUUUUAUGGGACACUCAUUUUCAUGUAUCUCAGGCGCCCUACAGAGGAGUCUGUAGAGCAGGGGAAAAUGGUGGCUGUGUUUUAUACCACAGUCAUUCCUAUGUUGAACCCCAUGAUCUACAGCCUAAGGAACAAGGAUGUAAAAGAGGCAAUGAACAAAGCUAUUCAUAGGGCUUGCUUUGUGAAAUAA